Molecule: messenger RNA, 1411 nt
Organism: Asparagus officinalis (garden asparagus)
Lineage: Eukaryota; Viridiplantae; Streptophyta; Magnoliopsida; Asparagales; Asparagaceae
Product: protein bem46-like
Biological process (GO): proteolysis
Cellular component (GO): membrane
Molecular function (GO): palmitoyl-(protein) hydrolase activity; serine-type peptidase activity
Source: RefSeq, a predicted model, not a curated record
UUUAAAUGGAUCCAUUUUCAAAAUUUGUCCGACGGAAAGAAGAGACUCCCGUCAAAAUCAAGGUCGCCCUCUCUCUCUCUCCUCCCGUGGAGCUUCACUCAACGUCGAAAUCCCCUCAUUCUCCAUUUUUCUUUCUAAACCUAGCUCCCAAAUCCAAGCUCAAACCGAGGAGGAGUUUGCAAUCGCCAAUGAGAUCCUACUUGAAGGUCCUAGCGUACGGCAUUGGCGGCGUGGCGGUGGUGGGGCUGGCGGCGCUGGUGGCGCUGCAGGAGAAGAUGGUCUACGUCCCGGCGCUCCCCGGCCUCCCUCGGUCCUACUCCUUCACCCCCGCUCGCCUCCGAUUGGACUACGAGGACGUCUGGCUCACUUCCCAAGACGGCGUCCGCCUCCACUCUUGGUUCGUCAAGCACUCCCCUCCGGUCAAAGGUCCAACAAUACUCUUCUUCCAAGAGAAUGCUGGCAAUAUUGCUCAUCGUCUUGAAUUUAUUCGCGUGAUGCUGCAAAGGCUGGAAUGCAAUGUGUUUAUGCUUUCAUAUAGAGGGUAUGGAGAAAGUGAUGGUUACCCAUCACAGCAUGGAAUUAUAAAGGAUGCUCAGGCAGCAUUGGAUCAUCUUACUAAAAGAGAUGAUAUUGACACAUCUAGAAUAGUUGUUUUUGGUAGAUCUCUGGGAGGUGCUGUUGGUUCAGUGAUUGCAAGAAACAAUCCUGAUAAGGUUUCUGCUUUGAUUAUGGAGAACACAUUCACCUCCAUUCUGGAUAUGGCUGUGUCAUGUCGUGUCAUGCUUCCCUUCUUAAAGUGGUUCAUUGGUAGCAGUGCGUCAACAGGUCCAAAGUUUCUCAAUUUUCUAGUACGAUCACCAUGGAGUACCAUUGAUAUUGUUGCGGAGAUCAAACAGCCCAUUUUAUUCUUGUCUGGGUUGCAAGAUGAGUUAGUACCUCCUUUUCACAUGCAAAUGCUGUAUGAUAAAGCACGUGAACAUAAUGACCGUUGUCUAUUUGUUGAUUUUCCAUCUGGUAUGCAUAUGGACACAUGGCUUUCUGGUGGCGAUCGCUACUGGAGAACAAUUCAGUUAUUCUUGGAACAGUAUGCUUCAGAGAAACAGGAAAUCAAGUUGAGUCACAAAGUUGACGGCAACAAUGAAACCUUUUGUACUCUGAAGAAGAUGAAUGUUUCACACAGUGAGAAGAUCACCAAGAGGCAAGGCAGCGCCCUGAAGAUGCCCAAGAUGUGAUUGUAGUAUGUCAAUUUUAGUUUCAAAAUUAGUACUAUGUUAAUUUUGUGAAACUGUCCUAAAUUAACUUUACAAUUUGAAACGUAACAGUUGCAUAAAGCCAAUGUUUCAUAUUCAAGGUCAGGAAAUAUUCUUUAUGGACUUCUUGUUCUUUUAAAUACAAGUUUGUUACGAAAUGA